AAGUCUCCUGCCUUGAGCGUGUGCUGUGUGACCAUCUUUAUUUUUGUUCUAGUUCUAGAUUUUCGUUUCUCAUUAUGAUUUUACGUAACAUGUUAACAUGUCACAUGCAAGCAAGUAUUUGUGUCCUUGAAUUGUGAUGCCUGUCUCUCAGUAUGAGCUUACAAGAGGCCGAGCCUCUCGGGCGGCAGGACCAGCCGUGGGCUGGACCCCCGAGGACGGACGCGCCGACGCCAGAUGACGACUCGGGCGUCGCGAAGGAGAACCGGCGCCAUGGCGGGUGCUGGCUGGUGCGCGGCCUGCGCUCCGUUUCCGUCGAGCCCGUCCUCUUCGCCUACAUGUUCGCCUUCAUGUUCACGUCCGUGGUGGAGCAGUCGUUUUACGUGGACCGCGCCUGCCGCGUGCACCUCAACUACUCGGACCACAUUUGUAGCCACAUCCAGGACCCCACCUUCAAGGAGGAACAGAACCGCGUUCAGGUUGAAGUGUCAUCCUUCCACCAGUACAACGGAAUCGUGUCCAACGUGGUCCCUUUCCUCCUCGCACCGUUCCUCGGCUCGUGGAGUGACCGGCGCGGCCGCAAGAUCCCCCUGCUGAUGGGGCUGGCCGGGCAGACCUACUACUUCGCCAUGUUCACCCUGGUGACCAUGCAGCCGACGUGGCGCUUGGAGAUGGUGCUGGGCUUGGCGAGCUUCCCCGCAGCGCUGACGGGCACCAACCUCGCCAUCUUCGCCGCAGCCUUCAGCUACAUGGCGGACAUCACCAGCACGGCGGACCGCACCCUGCGAAUCGCCAUCCUGGACGGCACCUACCUCGCCUCCAUGCCGACCGGCAUCGCGCUCGGGUCUUUCGUGUUCUCGUCUGUCGUGAAUAAGUCUUACACCUGGAUGUUCGCCAUAAGCACUUGCAUUUUGGCAUGUGCACUUCUCUACAGUUGUGUUCGACUUAAAUGGCGAACUGCAGAUUCACAAAGGUCACUGAAAGGAGUUAAUAUCUGCUCUGAUUUCUUUGAUUGGAAGCAUGUCACAGAAUCCAUUAGAGCCGUUAUACGACCUAGAGUCAACCACGGUCGUCUAUACCUUGUCUUAAUAAUAUUAUCAAUGGGACUUUACACUUUCCAACGAAAUGAGCGUCAAAUGUCUUAUUUAUAUACUCAGAAGAAAUUCGGUUGGACUCAAUCUGAAUAUAGUAAUUUCCGCACAUUUCAGACAGCUUUUUAUGUUGUGGUUACAUUUUUGGGAGCUCCAUCACUUACAAAGCUAUGUGGUCUUAAGGAUUCUGUUAUUGUUCUAAUGGGAGCCCCAGCUCAUGCAAUUGCAAGAGUUGUUUUUGCUGUAGCUGAAGUACCAUGGAUUUUUUAUCUGGGUGCCGCUGUUUCUUCUCUUGGUCCCACUGUGGCUCCUGUUCUUCGGUCAAUGACUUCAAAGGUAGUCUCCAUUGAAGAGAGAGGGAAAAUAUUUGCUAUCUUAACAGUGGCAGACAGUGCUGUGCCUCUUGUAUCUACUGUUAUUUACAGCCAAGUCUACAAUGCUACUGUGGAAGUAUACCCUGCUGCAAUUUAUUGGGUUACAGUUGCAUCAAUGGCGCUAGUGUUUAUUUUCAUAUUAUUUGUACAUCUUUCUAUGAAGAGGACGUUGUCUUCAGAUAUUCAGACAUUACACACCGAAGAAAAGUGAAGUACCUAUUUUGGGAUUGAGAAUAUUUUGAUAUAAGUUGCAGUACAAUGCAGCACUAUUUUUUUUAAAGCUGCUCUAUGGGUCUAUUAUGUGUACUUAAUUGUUAAAAUUGAACUUAAGUUUAGAAACAUUUGACCAGGAAAGUAUGGAAGACUUAUUGUAGAUAUUUUUGUGUGUUGUAUGUGUGUGAUAGUUAAAUCCUUCAUAAAGCAGCUGAACAUGUUCAUUCCCACUCUUUUCUUGUAUUGUAAGUUAUGAUUUGUUAUUGCAUGUUUGAAGAGUAUUAUGUUUUUUAGGCUUUAUUGUUUUAAUUUUUAAUCUCAUACAUGUUACUAGAUUAUGAGUUCUGUAGAGGGGUUUUACAAGUAUUUUUAAGGUCUACAAAAAUCAAAUUUUUACUUAAUCAUUGUGUAUUAGACUGUCUUCAUGUACAUUUUCUCAUUGCUCACAAAUAGUUAUAAAGAUUUAACAAUUUAAAAAUAUUAAAAAUAAAAUUAAUUGUUAAGAACAUAAAA
Messenger RNA from Frankliniella occidentalis (western flower thrips), 2188 nucleotides. RefSeq names its product proton-coupled folate transporter. Gene Ontology annotation, cellular component: membrane. The record is from RefSeq and is a predicted model, not a curated record. NCBI's taxonomy places the organism in Eukaryota, Metazoa, Arthropoda, Insecta, Thysanoptera, Thripidae. The transcript is spliced from 11 exons. Gene Ontology annotation, biological process: transmembrane transport. Gene Ontology annotation, molecular function: transmembrane transporter activity. The coding region runs from base 153 to 1673 and encodes 506 amino acids.